Closterium sp. Naga37s-1 is the source of this 2259-nucleotide messenger RNA. The record is from the annotation of a GenBank genome assembly. Lineage: Eukaryota; Viridiplantae; Streptophyta; Zygnematophyceae; Desmidiales; Closteriaceae.
AUGACCCACGCGGAGUCGCAGCCUCCCUCUGAAUCGCAUCGCGCAUGGCAUGCGGAGAGCUUCUUGGAUUUUGCGCGCGCUCCAGCGCCGCUUGCUCCUUCCCCGAUCAACGAUUCACUGCGCGCCGACUGUGUCGCUGAUGGAUCGAAGUUUUCACAGCAUGUAGGCAGCGCGGGAGAGAAAUGUAACGGCGACGUUUCGGGCGACGAGAUGAUUGGUGGGCGAUACCGUCGCAUCCGUCGCGUCGGUGCGGGGUCGCAGGCGGUCGUGUGGGAAUGCGAAGACGUUUUUACGUCGCAGCGGGUCGCAUGCAAGAGCUACGCGAUGGCGCAGGCCCCGAUGCGCGACAUCGCGGCGGAGGUGCGAUCGCUGGAGAUCGUGGGCGACCAUCCGAACAUCGUGCGACUGCACGACGUGGUCGUUGGGCGACAGGGAAGCAGCCGAGCAGGCGGAGUAGCAUGCGGAGGGACAGGCGGAGCAGCCGGCCGAGACGCGGAAAUAGGAGCAGGUGUAAGGGCAGGUAACGCAGCAGAGUCAGAUAACUCGUGUAAACCUGAUAACUCAUCCGCGGCUCCGAUUUUACCCGCGGCAUCUCAGCCGUUGAGUCCUUCGAUUGACGCGAGCGUGCACGUGCUGAUGGAGCUGGUCCCCGGCGACGAUCUCCUCACGGAGAUUCUGCAGCGCGGCCCGCUCGCCGAGCCGCUCGCGUCGGCUUUGUUCCGGCAGCUCGCAUCGGCUGUCGCGUACUGCCACGCGUCGGGGGUCAUGCACCGGGAUAUCAAGCCUGAUAACGUGCUUCUGCUGCGGCCUCCUGAUUCCGCCCGCGGCGGGCCUCGCAUUGCGACGGGCCCUGCGACGGAACAUGCGAGAGGAUGUGCGACGAGCGUCGCGGCGGCGAUGGGCGCGGGGACAGCGACGGGGCAGCAGAUGGCAGGAGCAACGGAGAGAACUGCCGCGAGGCAGACGGGCGGAGAAGCAGCCAUUGCGGGGAAAGCACGUGGAGCGGCUGACCCGCCAAGCUUUAAACCACGUAGCCUUACGCCUUCCAAGGCUGUAAUGAAUGCCGGAGCCAUUAUUGGAGCGAGCAGCGCCGCAUUGCCGCCAGCGGGCGGGGGGAGGAGGGCCGCGCGGGAGCCUCGCGCGGAGGAGGGGCUGUGGGGGUGGCUCAUCGGCGCGCGGCUGUUCCCCUCCGCCGCGGGCAGAGGCGCGAGUUCCGACGGGCUCGGCGCGCAGGGGAGGGGCGCCAACAGUCCGCUGCGGGUCGUUCCGGGAAAGGUUGUGGGGAGGCGGUUCGCGGGGAAGAGCACGCGCGUUCAUCCCAUGGCGGGGGAGGAGGCGGAGGGGACUCUUGGCGCAGCGCUGACCGCGCAAUCAGCGCACUCCUCCAGCUCUUCCGCUUUCCCCUCGCUUUCUUCAGCCAGUUCUAUCCCCUUUGCGCCUAUGCCCUCCCCCACGUCUGUCCUCCUCCCUCCCGCGAUUGUGUCACACUCUCUAUCACGCACUCCCACACCCUCCACUCCCUGCCGUCUUACAUUCACCGCCGGCGGAGUCUUUGGGGAGAAGCGCUGCCCGCUCCCGCCCGCUUCCGCGGAAAGCAACUCGUUUUCUGCCGUGGGCGCGGGGUGGGCGCACGUGGGCGCGGAGAGGGGCAUCUGGGGGGUGAAGCUGGCGGACUUUGCGCUGUCCACAUUGGUGGCGGGGGGCAUGCGCGGGGCGAUGGCGGACAGGGGCGCGGGGACGCGGCAGUACAUGGCGCCGGAGAUCCUUCUGCUGGAGGUGCGGCGGAAAAUGGCCAGGGAGCGGCGGAAGGGGGGAGGGGGGGAGCCGGGGGGCAACGGGGAAGCGGUUCAGGGCGGGGGUGAUGCAGGGGAUGGAGGGGUUGGAGGGGAUGCAGAGGGUGCAGGGGAUGCAGUGGGUGCUCGGUAUGCAGGGGAUGCAGGGUGCAGCUACGGCAUGAAGGCGGAUGUGUGGAGCAUGGGCAUCACUCUGUGCUCCAUGCUCACAGGCCGUCUGCCCAUUGUCAAACCGGGUAAGCUGCUGGCCAUGCUGCAUGCGCAGCAGCAGCAGCUGGAGCAGCAGCAGCAGCAACAGCAGCAUGUGGAGUGGCAACAGCAGUGGCAGCAGCAGCAGCAGAAGCAGUGGCAGCAGAGGGAGGGUGAUGUGGGGGUGGAGGUGAGGAAGCAGCAGGGGGAGCAGGGAGGGUGGCAGAUGUGGGCAGCCCCCAGAUUCCAGUCUUGCAUUGGUGGACAUGAACAGUAG